Messenger RNA from Callithrix jacchus (white-tufted-ear marmoset), 933 nucleotides. RefSeq names its product olfactory receptor 6C75-like. NCBI's taxonomy places the organism in Eukaryota, Metazoa, Chordata, Mammalia, Primates, Cebidae. Gene Ontology annotation, cellular component: membrane. Gene Ontology annotation, molecular function: G protein-coupled receptor activity; olfactory receptor activity. The record is from RefSeq and is a predicted model, not a curated record. Gene Ontology annotation, biological process: G protein-coupled receptor signaling pathway.
AUGAGAAAUUCAACAGCAGUAACAGACUUUAUUCUUCUUGGAUUGACAAGUGACCCACAGUGGCAGCUUGUACUUUUCAUAUUUCUUCUUGUUACCUACAUGUUAAGUGUGACUGGGAACCUGAUCAUUAUUACCCUCACCCUUACAGAUCUCCAUCUACAGACUCCCAUGUAUUUCUUCCUUUGGAACUUCUCAUUCCUGGAAAUUUCAUUCACAUCUGUCUGCAUUCCCAGAUUCCUUGUCACCAUUGUGACAGGAGACAGAACCAUUUCUUAUAAUGGGUGUGUGGCUCAGCUAUUUUUCAUCUUCUUGGGGGUGACAGAAUUUUACCUUCUGGCUGCCAUGUCCUAUGACCGCUGCGUGACCAUUUGCAAACCUCUUCAUUACACAACCAUCAUGAGCACCAGGGUUUGUAUCCUUCUUGUCUUUAGCUCCUGGCUUGCAGGGUUUCUGAUCAUCUUUCCACCAGUAAUGCUUCUGCUGCAGUUGAAUUUCUGUGCGUCCAAUAUAAUUGAUCAUUUUAUUUGUGACUCUUCUCCAAUUCUGCAGCUUUCUUGCACAAACACUCACUUUCUAGAACUCAUGGCAUUUUUUUUAGCUGUGAUAACAUUGAUGGUCACCUUGACAUUAGUUAUUCUCUCCUACACAAACAUCAUCCGAACAAUUCUGAGAAUUCCUUGUAAGCAAAGGAAAAAAGCCUUUUCCACUUGCUCCUCCCAUAUGAUAGUUGUCUCCAUCUCUUACGGUAGCUGCAUCUUCAUGUACAUUAAGACUUCUGCCAGAGAAAGGGUGACUUUAAGCAAAGGAGUAGCUGUGCUCAAUACCUCAGUGGCUCCUCUCUUGAAUCCCUUCAUAUACACACUAAGAAAUCAGCAAGUGAAGCAAGCCUUUAAAAGCAUGAUCCAGAAGAUGAUCUUUUCUUUAAAUAAAUGA